Messenger RNA from Hydra vulgaris (swiftwater hydra), 5321 nucleotides. RefSeq lists its product as uncharacterized. The record is from RefSeq and is a predicted model, not a curated record. NCBI's taxonomy places the organism in Eukaryota, Metazoa, Cnidaria, Hydrozoa, Anthoathecata, Hydridae. Gene Ontology annotation, cellular component: kinesin complex. Gene Ontology annotation, molecular function: protein binding; [protein-PII] uridylyltransferase activity.
UUUAUUAUUGUCAGGAAUGGCAUGUAACAACGGUGAGGAAUAACAUUCAGCAAGUUAUGUCCUUAAAGGGUCAAAGUAAUGACAUAAAAAUUACCCUGUUAAAAGAAAUAGAACAAAUUCAGUAUGGAACUUUAGUAAAAAAAUUUGCUCACAAAGAAACUGUAGAAGAACUAAAGAAUUUAGUAAUAAUCUUAAAUGAUCUUGGUUAUUUAACCACCAAGCUAGGGGAGUUAAGCGGCAAUAUUAAAUACUAUACAGAUGCAUCAGUAUUUCAUCAGUAUGUUAUUGCCAUUUUAGAUGAAAAAGAUGGAGCAUCAGGAAAAAUAUUAAGUUUAGAAGAAAAAAAUAAAAUUUCAAAACAAGAAUUAUCCGGUUCAUUUCAACAAUUAGCUCAUAUACAACAAUUAAUAUUCUCUGCAAUUAGAACUAAUCAGUCACAAAUCGUUCCAAAUGUUAAAGAUGAAUCAACUAAUAAUAAAACUAUAUUAUCAAAAAUACGCAAAGAGACCGAGGAAAGAUUAAAAAAAGUAGAAGAUGAUCGUCAGCAAGCAAUUAAUAACCAAGAAGAAAAACAACAAUAUCAGGAAUCAUAUGUAAAGGAAGUAAGAAAGUUAUUUGAAUCAAUAGCCAGUAACAUGCAAGAGUUUUUAGCAAAAACAUAUAGUGAUAGUGAGCAAGAAAUUGGUACCCCACCUUGUAAAUAUGCCGUAAUAGGUUUAGGGUCGAUGGCUCUUAAACAAAUGACACCAUAUUCAGAUUUAGAAUUUGCUAUCCUUACAGAGAAUAAAGAGUACAAACAAAGUAACGAUCCUAAAAUAAAAGAAUAUUUUAAGAAUUUAAGCCAUUUGGUCAACUUUAAGAUAAUCAAUUUAGGAGAAAGCAUAAUCCCAACCAGUAAGUAUGGUCUUGAUAUGAGUCAUCUAGUGCAUAGAGCAGUAAAUUUAGAUAUUGGAGGAAAAACUCCACUUGGUAGGAUAGAUGGUGAUAAGCCUUAUGAAUUAAUAAAAACAGUAAAACGGAUGAUGUAUUAUGUACGUAAUAAGGAAGAGAAAGCAAGUCAUAUAGAUAAAAGCUUACCAUAUAUCUUGGAAAAUGUUUGUUAUGUGCAUGGGGAUAAAGAAAUAGUAGAAAGUUACCAAAAUAAAGAUACAGAAUUUUUACUAAGUGAAAAUGUAUAUAAUCUGUUUAGUAGAAAAAAUUGUGAGAUAAGAGCAAUUAAAUUACUAGAAGAAGUAUCAGUGGAAAUCGAUUAUAUUCAACAAACAUUAGGUUUAAAACCUAAAGAAACUAAAUAUAAAGGAGAUCUGGAAAAAUUACAACCUGCUUUAUAUAGUACUGCAGGCAGACUAUUUAAUGUCAAGCAGGAAAUUUACAGAUUGCCUGAUCGCCUAUUGUACAAUCUUGGUCUAUAUUAUGGUGUUAAAGGAAACGGUCUCUGGGAUACAGUGGAUAUAUUAACAAGUCAUGGAAUUAUUACUCCGCAAGCAGCAAAAAAUCUAAAAAAUGCUUUAACUUUUGCAACUACGCUUAGAUUAAAGACCUAUUCUCAUCAUAAAGCACAGAAGGAGGAUAUGUCAGUAUUUGCUAAACCAGCUGAAACUGAACUUAAAGAACAAAUCAUACAGAUAUUUCGUUUAUCUGAAAAAGACUUAGGAGAACAAGGAGAGUUAAUCCAGUAUUUUUAUACAGCUUUACCUUUCCAUAAGAAGCUACAAAAAUUUUGUGAAAAAUAUCAAACAUUAAACAAGCAGACGUUUUUUCGGAACAGCAAUUUUUAUAAAGACCAUUUUGCUAAUAAAGGUUUCAUCUAUUACAGACUAGCCCAGUAUGCAAUGGCUCAAAGCAAUUUAGAAAAAGCGCUCGAGAACUCAAAUAAUCAAGGUAACUGGCAAGUAAGAAAUACUUUAGGACAAAUAUAUACUAGUUUUGGUAAUGGAGACAAAGCUAUAAAGCAAUUCGAGUGUUGUUUAGAGAUGAAAAAACUCAUCCAUAAAGACCAACCUCAUGCGGAUGUUGCUGCUUCUUUAAAUAAUAUAGGGACUGCUUAUAGUGCUAAAGGACAACAUAAGCAGGCAAUCAAAUACUAUCAAGAAAGCUUGAAGAUGGAAAAACUCAUCCAUAAGGACCAACCUUAUCCGGAUGUGGCUACCUCUUUAAACAAUCUAGGAACUAGGAACCCUGCUUAUUGUGCUAGAGGAAAAUAUGAACAGGCAAUUAAAAAUUACCAAGAAAGCUUGGAGAUAAAAAAACUCAUCUAUAAAGACCAACCUCAUUUGGAUGUGGCUGAUUCUUUAAAUAAUCUAGGAUCUGCUUGUAUUGCUAAAGGAAAAUAUGAACAGGCUAUUAAAUACUUUAAAGAAAGCUUGGAGAUAAACAAACUCAUUCAUAAAGACCAACAACAUUUGGAUGUGGCUACUUCUUUAAAUAACCUAGGGACUGCUUAUAGUGAUAAAGGACAAUAUGAUCAGGCCAUUAAAUACUCUCAAGAAAGCUUUGAAAUGAAAAAACUCAUCUAUGAAAAUCAACCUCAUCCGGCUGUGGCUGCUUCUUUAAAUAAUCUAGGUAAUGUUUAUCGUGCUAAAGGAAAUUAUGAUCAGGCAAUUAAACAUUUUCAAGAAAGUUUGGAGAUGAACAAAAUCAUACAUAAAAACCAACCUCAUUCAAAUGUUGCUGGUUCAUUAAAUAAUAUAGGAGCUGCUUAUAGUGAUAAAAAACAAUAUGAACAGGCAAUUAAAUAUUAUCAAGAAAGUUUGGAGAUGAGCAAAUUAAUCCAUAAAAACCAACCUCAUCCAGAUGUGGCUGCUUCCUUAAAUAGUCUGGGAAACAGGUAUAGUGAUAAGAGACAAUAUAAUCAGGCAAUUAAAUGUUAUCAAGAAAGCUUGGAGAUAUACAAUCUUAUUCAUAAAGACCAACCUCAUCCGGCAAUGGCUGCUUCUUUAAAUAAUCUAGGGACAGCUUUGAGCGAUAACCAACAAUAUGACCAGGCAAUUAAAUAUUAUCAAAAAAGCUUGGAGAUGAACAAACUCAUCCAUAAUUACCAACCUCAUCCGAAUGUGGCUACUUCUUUAAUGAAUCUAGGUAAUGCUUAUCGUAAUAAAGUUCAAUAUGAUCAUGCAAUUAAAUACUCUCAAGAAAGCUUAGAGAUGAGAAAACUGAUCUACAAAGACCAGCUUCAUUCUGCUGUGGCCGAAUCUUUAAAUAAUCUAGGGAAUGUAUAUAGUGAUUUAGGACAGCAUGAUCAGGCAUUCAAAUGUUAUCAAGAAAGCUUGGAGAUCAACAAACUCAUUCAUAAAGACCAACCUCAUCCGAAUGUGGCUGCUUCUUUAAGUAAUCUAGGUACUGCUUAUCGUGAUAUAGGACAAUAUAAUAAUGCAAUUAAAUACUCAUAUAAAAGCUUAGAGAUGAGAAAUCUGAUCUACGAAGAUCAACCUCAUCCAGAUAUGGCUGCUUCUUUAACUAAUGUAGCUGCUGCUUAUAGUGCCAAAGGACAAUAUGAUAAGGCAGUUAAGUAUUGUCAAGAAAGCUGGGAGAUGAACAAACUCAUCCAUAAAGAUGAACCUCACCCGAAUGUGGCUACUUCUUUAAUGAAUCUAGGGACUGUUUAUCGUAAAAAAGGACAAUAUGGGCAGGCAAUUAAAUACUAUCAAGAAAGCUUGGAGAUGAGAAAAAUGAUCUACCAAAACCAACCUCAUCCCGAUGUGGCUGCUUCUUUAAUUAAUCUAGGAACUGCUUAUAGUGAUAGAGAACAAUAUGAUCACGCAAUUGAAUACUAUCAAGAAAGCUUGGAGAUGAACAAAAUCAUCUAUAAAGAUCAUCCUCAUGCAGCUGUUGCUGAUUCAUUAAAUAAUAUAGGAGCUGCUUAUAGUGCUAAAGGACAAUAUGAUCAGGCAAUUAAAUACUUUCAAGAAAGCUUCGAGUUAAAAAAACUCAUUUAUAAAGAUCAAACUCAUCCAGCUAUGGCUGCUUCUUUAAAUAAUCUAGGGACUGCUUAUAGUGAUAAAGGACAAUAUGAUCAGGCAAUUAAAUAUUAUCAAGAAAGCUUGGAGAUGAAUAAACUUAUUCAUAUAUAUCAACCUCAUGCGCCUGUGGCUGAUUCUUUAAAUAAUCUUGGGACUGCUUAUUAUGAUAAAGGGCAAUAUGAUCAGGCAAUUAAAUAUUAUCAAGAAAGCUUGGAGAUAAAAAAACUCAUAUAUAAAGAUCAACCUCAUCCGGCUGUGGCUGCUUCUUUAAAUAAUUUAGGGACUGCUUAUAAUGAUAAAGGACAAAAUGAUCAGGCAAUAAAAUAUUAUCAAGAAAGCUUGGAAAUGAGCAAACUGAUCCAUAAAUACCAACCUCAUUCGGCUUUGGCAGACUCUUUAAAUAAUCUAGGAGCUGCAUAUAGUGCUAAAGAGCAAUAUAAUCAGGCAAUUGAGUACUUUCAAGAAAGCUUGGAGAUGAAUAUACUUAUCUAUAAAGAUCAACCUCAUCCGACUGUGGCUGUUUGUUUAAAUAAUCUAGGGACAGCAUAUAGUGAUAAAGGACAGUAUGAUCAGGCAAUCAAACAUUAUCAAGAAAGCUUGGAGAUAAACAAACUUAUCCAUAAAUACCAUCCUCACGAGACUGUUGCUGAUUCUUUAUAUAGUCUAGGAAAUGCUUACAGUGAUAUAGGACAAUUUAAUGAAGCAAAUAAGUACUCUCAAGAAAGCUUAGAGAUGAGAAAAGUGAUCUACCAAGACAAUCCUCAUCCAGCUGUUGCUGAUUCUUUAAAAAAUCUAGCUUAUGCUUAUAAUGAUAAGGAACCAUAUGAUCAGGCAAUUAAAUUUUACCAAGAAAGCUUGGAGAUGAGAAAGCUGAUUUACCAAGACCAACCUCAUCCAACUGUGGUUGAUUCUUUAAAUAGUUUAGGAAAUGCUUAUAGUGAUAAAGGAAAAUAUGAUCAGACAAUUAAGUAUUAUGAAGAAAGCUUGGAGAUGCAGAAACUGAUCUACCAUGACCAACCUUAUCUGGGUAUGGCUGCUUUUUUAUUUAUCCUAGAAACUGCUUAUAGUGAAAAUGGACAAUAUGAUCAGGCAUUUAAGUAUAUCAACCAAGCAUUGCAAACAGCGUCAGUUUUCCAAGACCUUUUUUAUUCAAAUAUUAUAGAAAAUGGUUUAGUGCAAAUAACUAUUGCAUUUGCUGAUAAAUAUUUUUUAAACGAAGAGGAGACUGUAAAAAGAACUCAAUUUUUUUCCAAACAAGGAUUAGAUUUUACAGACUCUAAUAUACAUUUUGAUUUGGCAUUAUCGCUAGAAAGUAGUAAUGAAGAGCAACAAAUAAUAACUCGCCAUGAUCUUUUGUCCUGA